UCGUUUCUUCGUUCACUUCACUCACAACUCAACAUCACUCACUAGUCACUCCAGCUUCUUUGAGUUUUCCCCCGCUCUCUCACGUCAGUUCCUAGCCAUCUACGAUCUGUACUAAUACUCCUAAUCAGCAAAAUUCCCAAGCCUGAAAUGGCACUCGUUCGUGCAAAUGCAAUGGCAGCGGUGCUGCUCGCAGCAGUGAUGCUUGCCAGCACGGCGCAGCUUUCCAUGGGCGCAAGGAGGCGCAUGGAGCUGUACACGCCAGACCCGGCCGACAUGCUCUCCUACCACAACGGCGCCGUGCUCCACGGCGACAUCCCCGUCUCCAUAUUCUGGUACGGCCAGUUCACGCCGGCGCAGAAGUCGAUAAUCCUCGACUUCCUCCUCUCGCUCACCGCCGCGCCCCAGGCAGCCCCCGGCUCGCCGUCAGUCGCGCAGUGGUGGAGCACCAUCGACGAACAAUACCUCUCCCCUGCAGCAAACCCCAACGGCGCGAGCAAGCAGAAGACCCGGAUCCUACUCGCCAACCAAUUGUCCGACGACACGUGCUCCUCCAUGGGCAAGUCGCUCACCAUGGCCCAGAUCACCGAUCUGGCCGCAAAGGCCGAGCCGAAGCAAGGCGGCAUCGCGCUGGUGUUCACGGCGCAGGACGUGGCCGUGGACGGCUUCGGCAUGGGCCGCUGCAGCGUGCACGGCUCCGAUGCCGGUUCCGGCGCGGCAUACAUCUGGGUCGGCAACCCGGAGACGCAGUGCCCCGGGGAGUGCGCGUGGCCGUUCCACGAGCCCGUGUACGGUCCCCAGGGCGCGCCCCUCGUGGCGCCCAAUGCCGAUGUCGGCGUGGACGGCAUGGUCGUGAACCUCGCCAGCAUGCUCGCGGGCGCGGCCACCAACCCGUCCGGCGACGGGUACUACCAGGGGAGCCGGGACGCGCCGCUGGAGGCCGCCACUGCUUGCCCGGGUAUGUAUGGCAGCCGCGCGUACCCUGGAUACGCCGGCGACCUCAAGGUGGACGAGGUGACCGGGGCGAGUUACAAUGCCGUUGGCGCGAAUGGCAGGAAGUACUUGCUCCCUGCGCUCUACAACCCUUCCACGUCUGCCUGCGACACUUUGGUGUAGUAGCACAAACUCCAGCCGCAAUGCAGGAUGAUUCUUUUGUUCUUUUGUUGAUGAGAUGAGGAGGUAGUGUAUAUACCAGCACUGAAAAAUGUAACCCGUUUGUAUGCCGGAUUCUCAUGUGUGGGCUUAAUCGAAGAAAUUGGUUUUGUU
Molecule: messenger RNA, 1263 nt
Organism: Brachypodium distachyon (stiff brome)
Lineage: Eukaryota; Viridiplantae; Streptophyta; Magnoliopsida; Poales; Poaceae
Product: protein EXORDIUM
Exons: 1
Coding region: 148-1113 (321 amino acids)
Source: RefSeq, a predicted model, not a curated record